CCCAGAUCUUGAUCUCGACUAGUGUCGUGAUAGAUUUAGGUAAAGACUUCCACACAUUCCAAUAUCAACUGCAACCUUACAUUUUUAAUUAUUAUUUUUUUCAUAUUUUUAUUUAUUUAAAAAAUACUGGAAAGUUCUUGUUGUAAUGCAUUGCAUCUCAUCCCCAGAUCCCUAUAGUAUAUGUUCAUCAAUAGCAGCCCUACAAAUUCCCAUUCCUCCGUAUUUUGGGUCAAAUUUUCCUCAUUUGGGUCAUUGGGUGUCUCAAAUUUGGAAUCUUUGGCUAAAAUCUUUCGAAUAAAAGUUUCAGAUUUUUGUUCUUUUUCUUUCUUCAUCAUCUCUGUUAUUAUUUCGUUUUGUGUGUCAAUGGGCGCAUUAGAUGAGGGACACUAUCAUGCAGAUAUAGAGAACGAAGUUAAUUUUGAGCUUGGCUUUGGAGGUCAACCUGAAACACUGGCUAUUGAGGAUGCUGUUAGAGUCCUCUUACAGGGUUUGGGUGAAGAUAUUAAUAGGGAAGGAAUCAAGAAAACCCCUUUUCGUGUUGCUAAGGCUCUUAGACAAGGAACAAGAGGUUACAAACAAAAAGUGAAUGAUAUUGUUCAUGGUGCGUUAUUCCCUGAAGCUGGAUUGGAAGGUGGAAGUGGUCAGGCUGGAGGCGUUGGUGGGCUUGUGAUUGUUCGAGAUCUUGAUCUCUUUUCAUACUGUGAGUCUUGCUUGCUUCCAUUCCAGGUUAAGUGUCAUGUAGGUUAUGUCCCAUCUGGAAAAAGGGUUGUAGGACUAAGCAAGCUCUCUCGGGUUGCUGAUGUUUUUGCAAAACAGCUCCAAAGUCCACAGCGCCUUGCUGAUGAAGUUUGCACUGCUUUGCAGCAUGGAAUCAAGCCAACAGGCGUUGCUGUGGUUCUACAGUGUAUUCAUAUUCAUUUUCCAAAUUUUGAAUCAGCAUUUCUCGAAUCGACUUCCCAAGGAUGGGUAAAGAUAAUAGCUACCUCAGGUUCUGGUGUUUUUGAGGAUGAGAAUGCUGAUGUUUGGACUGAUUUUUUGAGUCUACUAAAAUUCAGAGGUAUAAGCAUAGACAACACUCAUCGUAGGCCCUCUGACCAAGCAUGGUGCCCAUCUCAAUCUUAUGGCAUGCCAGGACAAGCAAAUUCAGCUAUGACAAAUGCAGUGCUUGCAAUACUUAAGUCUCUGGGCGAAGAUCCAUUGAGAGAAGAGCUUGUAGGAACCCCAUCUCGGUUCGUGAAGUGGUUCAUGAACUUUAGAAACUCUAAUUUGGAGAUGAAAUUGAAUGGCUUUGUUCGAAGUAGAAUAGAUACUCGAAGUCCCUCUGGUCAGGUUGGUAAUUUUAAAGAUGGUAUCUGUUCCGAACUCAAUUUGUCAUUCUGGUCCCAGUGUGAACAUCAUCUACUCCCUUUUCAAGGCGUGGUGCACGUUGGUUAUCACUCUUCAGAUGGAGUGAACCCCGUUGGAAGGCCUCUGGUGCAAUCAGUAGUACAUUUUUAUGGUUUUAAACUCCAAGUACAGGAGAGGCUUACCAGACAAAUAGCUGAGACCGUUUCAUCAUUUUUAGGUGAAGACAUAAUCGUAGUUGUGGAAGCAAAUCACACGUGUAUGAUAUCUAGAGGAAUCGAGAAGUUUGGAAGCAACACAGCCACAUUUGCUGUGUUGGGUCGAUUUUCCACUGACCCUGUUGCAAGAGCAAAAUUUUUGCAGAGCCUCCCACACUCUUGUUCUGCAGGAGAUGUCUUUUCUUAAAGGAAAUAUACAGGCUACAGCAAGCUAAGUACUUGUCCUUCGGAUGACUCAGGUAAAAUUGGAGAAAUUGAGAAGCAAACUCGCGCUGAAUUCAGGAAUGUAGAUUCUUUGCUCGGAACACCAGGUCCUUUUUUUACUUCUACAGCAUAGUGAUAAAUGAGGUGAUGAAAUUUUAUCCAUUUUUUUUCCAUCGUUCUAUUAUGUAGCAUGAGCAAGGGUCCAUACCAGCAAUCUUUUAAAGUUGCCCUUGAUAUUUUAUUUCUAAUGCAGUUGCCAUUGAUUGAA
This is a messenger RNA of Solanum dulcamara, 2034 nucleotides long. Its product is annotated as GTP cyclohydrolase 1. Gene Ontology annotation, molecular function: GTP cyclohydrolase I activity; zinc ion binding; GTP binding. Gene Ontology annotation, biological process: tetrahydrobiopterin biosynthetic process; tetrahydrofolate biosynthetic process. Bases 181 to 1749 code for a protein of 522 amino acids. The record is from RefSeq and is a predicted model, not a curated record. The transcript is spliced from 2 exons. Lineage: Eukaryota; Viridiplantae; Streptophyta; Magnoliopsida; Solanales; Solanaceae. Gene Ontology annotation, cellular component: cytoplasm.